Molecule: messenger RNA, 971 nt
Organism: Peromyscus eremicus (cactus mouse)
Lineage: Eukaryota; Metazoa; Chordata; Mammalia; Rodentia; Cricetidae
Exons: 3
Coding region: 14-691 (225 amino acids)
Source: RefSeq, a predicted model, not a curated record
GCAGGUGGGUGCAAUGUUUCUUCUUUUGAUGUGUCCUUGUCUCCACCUCAGGGCCCUGGCUGGCCUGCCUGUUGAGGCGAGGUUGUGGAUAUCCCUGACCCCAGUGUUCCCUGUUUUAGAUGAUGUGGGGCAGCAUCCACCUGAACGCACUUCACCAUGGCGGCCAAGGUUUUGGAAGGAAGCCCUUCUCCUCUCCUAUCUCAAGGUUAGACCCUCGAACCAUGGGACACGGGUCUCAGGCCCCCAACUUGGAGCCCUGACCAGUGCACACAGCUGCCUGCCUUUUUCCCUUGUGUCCAGGAGCAUCCUUCUGCCAGCUUCUAUGUUGCCUGUCCUUGGUCAGCUUGAAUCUCUUGAGAGAACCCAGUCCUGUAUGUGCCUAGGCCCUGCCACAGGGACCUGGACGCCCUGCCUGUUGAGGCGAGGUUGUGGAAGUCCCAGGCCCCCAGUGGUCCCUGCUUCUGGUGAUAUGGGACAGCAUCCACCUGAAUUCACUUCACCAUGGAGGCCAAGGUUUUGGAAGGAAGCCCUUCUCUUCUCGUAUCUCAAUAUCAGAUCAUCGGAGCAUGGGACAAGGGACUCAGGCCCCCGACCCUGGAGUCUUGACCAGUGCACACAGCUGUCUGCCCUUUUGCCUUGUGUCCAUCCAGGAGCGGCCUUCUGCCAGGUGGGACUUCCGUGCUUGACCUAGCGUCUCAUGGAGUUGGGUGGUCGUCUCACUUGGUUUGAAAUCUUCCCGUGUGCUCAGGGUUCUGGGUCACCACCAAGGCACUGCCCUAGCAGGACCAGAGUCAGCCUGGGAGGCCCCUUUUUGGGUGGCCGGCUUGACCUGGAAGGGUGGGCCAGAAGACCCAAGGCCAUCCUGGCAGCUGUACUGGUCACCCUGGUGGGUGGAGUCAUGUAGAAAACUGCUGGAACUCUGAAAGCUGCUUUGUGUGUGUGUGUGUGUGUGUGUGUGUGUGUGUGUGUGU